Messenger RNA from Perkinsus marinus ATCC 50983, 4287 nucleotides. RefSeq lists its product as hypothetical. Bases 1 to 4287 code for a protein of 1428 amino acids. Gene Ontology annotation, molecular function: aspartic-type endopeptidase activity; nucleic acid binding; zinc ion binding. The transcript has a single exon. Lineage: Eukaryota; Perkinsozoa; Perkinsida; Perkinsidae. Gene Ontology annotation, biological process: proteolysis. The record is from RefSeq and is a predicted model, not a curated record.
AUGGGAGUUCGGCCCUUCCCAUCGCCCCAGUGGUUUCGAUCUGUCGUGGAAAGGGUGAUUUCUAGAGCCACAGAGGAGCUGGCCCUAGACAUUCCUUGGGAGCAUCGUGAUGAGGUCGAUUUGGAGGUCAUCGGUGACAUCGAGGCCCUAAAAAAGUAUAUCUGUGUCGAGCUAGAGGAGCGAAGAGAGUCUUCGAGAGAGGGACGUCUACAGAGGAACGUCCUUCGUAGGCAGCUGUGGGGCGAUCCUUUAUCGGUGGUAGCGAUUGGUCUGGACGAGUCAUUUUGGAGCCGUUAUGCUGCAGCAAAAGCCGCGCUAUAUCGUUCACGGAGAGGAGCUUCGUAUGGUGGAUCCUCGGACGCUGAGGUUCGAGUGCCUACCCCGGGUACUGAGGCACGGGGAGCCAUGCAGUCUACUCCGUCGAAGGUGGAGCUGAGCGAUUAUGUGAACCAAGACGUGCAAGAAGGCCGUCCGACACACAGGCAGCAGUCACAGUGCUCGGUCCAAGGUCCGAGCUGGAGCCACCCAGGGAGGGCUUCUGUCGACAUGCCCGCGCCGAUCUCUGCCCACGGCUCGGAUUGUCUCGAUCCUCUCACUUCGAAGAUCGACCCAAACCACAGAGAGAGUGGGUUGAAGCCAUCGGUCAAGGAGGAUUGGGCUUUUGGAAAAGCAGCUCAGAAGACGAUUUCCGACAACCUCACCGAGGCCUCUUUGGAGAAAAUCCGCAAGGCAGUGAAGGCUGCAAAGCAGCCGCCAGGCGCUCCAAUCCGAGUGGGUGCCGCGGAAACAUUGAGCUCAUUCCGAGUCUUCUACAGAAACCAAGCUAUGAUAAACGGUUGGUCGAUUGUCCAUGAAUUCUACUGGCUCUCGCAUAACAUCGAGACCAAGCUUUGGUUGCAGAUAUGUGGAGUCCGACCCAAUCUUUUGCCAAACCCCUUGAGCCGUGCCUGUUAUGGGCAAGCGGUGAAAUUCCUUUGGGCCAGUCUCGACCGACGAUUUGGCCGGGAUAAGGAGGUUGAGCAAUUGCAGGCUGAGUCGUUGACGCUAACACAGCGUCCUAGCGAGAAGCUUCUGGCCUAUCUCGGCAGGAUUAGUGACCAUCGGUCGAGAUCGCACUAUGCGAGUCUCGUUCGGAAGGAUUCCGAGUGGAUCGCAGCGGCGAGAUCGGGUAUAAGAGACCCCCUCAUGAGAAGGCUCAGUUAUUUACCUGUCGAUCCUCAACUGUUGAAGGAUAGUGAUGGUCUAGAGAGUGCUCCAAUUGGAGAGUGGGAAGCUUGGCUCAUCUCCAUGGAGAAGCUCACAAUCAACGAGAGUGAGAGCGUGGAGGCAUUCGCUGGCCAAACCGUGGACCAGCCUGCAGGAGGGUCAGCGGUGUCGAAAGGAGGCGGCUCUCGCCGGGGGCGGCGGUCUCCUUUCAGAGGGAAGUGUUUCGGUUGCCAGAAGUUUGGUCACAGAGUAGCUGAGUGUCCUGAAAAGGGCAAGGGAUCCACCAGGCCAGAUUCGCGAAAAGAGGAGACGGAUUCGGCCGUUCCGGCUGUCGCGAAACCUCAAGAGGCAGCCGCGGUCGAGGCAGCUCAGGACGGAGGAAAACAGGAGGCCGACGACUGUGAAGUGCACACUUCAGCUUAUGCCAUUGAAUGUUCAUGGGCAGAAGGCUGCCAAGAGGCGUCUCCAAGGCGAUCCUGGGCCAUAGCGGAGUCGGAUAAUCCUCCGAUCCUACAGCUUAAGUUCGGAGAGCUCUACAGAGAGGGUCUGAUCGACACGGGCUCCGCAACCUCACUAGUCGAUCAGUCUACUGCUGAUUCUUUAUGCCAGCUCGGUCAUGCGGCGUGGGUCCGGUCGCGAAUGCGUGUUGUCGUCAAAUACGCCGAUUCCAGAGAGGAGACCGCAAAAGGGGAGGUGAUCCUUCGGGCAGUUGUGAACGGCAGCACAUGCUAUUUCCCUUGUUUGGUCGUGGGAAGGCUCGGUCGGCCGAUUAUAGUGGGUAGGCGUGGUCUGAGGUUGCUCGGAUUGGAGCUCAAAUUCCGGCAAGAUGACGAAAACGAGAGGAGCUCGCUUCGAGACGCUUUCGAAGAAGCCUGCGGCACGGUGCAUGCGGCGGGUGAUCAAGCAGACUGUGGGCAAGUCGACAUCGAGACGGCCAUCGAGUGCUACAACACAAACGGAGAGCUCUACGUGGCCGACCUCCCGACCAUGGACGAACCGGUUCCAGACCAGCACUACGUGAAGGAUGUGGUUGAUCGGAAGGUGCGGCCUGCUCUGAAUCGCGCUCUGAGUACCGAGGUCGUUAAGGAGGAGGACGCAGAGCGGCUGGUGUCGUCACUACUCGGUGAAGUCUCGCGGAUCGCUGAGCUUCCUGUCGCUGCGGGAUACACACUUCGGCUCCAGAGACUCGAGACCGAUGACCCGGAGCCCGCAGAGGACGGCCAGGAAUACCGCUUCGUUGCAAGCUGGCAAGUGAAGGAACCAGAAACAAAGGAGGGAGUUUGGAACAGCGCUGGUCUCAUUCACAAGCUAGGGGAGAAGGAACGCGAGGAGUUCCUCAAGAACUGCGACUACUAUGUCAGCAAAGGCUACUGGAAAGAGAAGGGGCUUGAUGAUAUUCGGUUCAGAAGUAGCCCGACGGGAAGCCCCCUUACGGGGGUCAUUUUCCCUGUGAAGCAGGACCCAGCGAAGACCACGGCGAUAAGGCCAGUGUGUGAUUUGAGAGGGAUCAACGAGGUGUCGCCAAGGAUUUCCAACGCCCAGCUGACUACCAGCGACGCCGUCAUGAACUUGCGAGCCAAUCUUAGAUCCGGGUAUAUGGUUGCCCAAUACGAUCUCUCGAAGGCCUUCUAUUCGGUGGAAGUCGCCAUUACUGACCGCCUCGGGGAGCGUGUUCCUCUAGAGUUGAGCGUAGGGGGCGUCGUCUACCAGACUCGCAGGCUUGCCUUCGGGUUAAGUUGUGGCCCCUUGAUGCUUAAUUCUACCCAAAGAAUAGACCUCAUGGUUGUGGAGGCCGCCUACGACGCCUUGUACGGUCAGGAUAGUGUUAAUCCUGCUCCGAAAGUGGUAGUGGUGAUGGAUGACUUUUUGCUCACUGGAACAGAGGUGGCCAUACAACGCUUCGAGCGCCUUCUCCUCUGUUGCUGGCAGAAAACAGGAUUCUGCUGUCCGGUCGACAAACGAGCUCGUUGGGGCACCACUGUCCCAGUCCGAUGGCUAGGAGGCUACUGGUUCUGGGACUCUGCGAAUGGCGAAUUGUCUCUGACUCGACCCGAGGUUACCUUCAAGAAGCAGUUCUCCGAUCGGAAUAGUGCCGAAAAUCUGUCGAAACGGUUGGUCUUUAAGCAUGGAGGGCAGUUCAUCGGCAUAUCGUGCGGAGUUUCCGAGGCACUGGCCCGCAGUCAUGCCGAUUGCGCGAGAGUUCUGGCUUCGAGAUCCGACUGCUGGGACAAGACCGGUGGCGACUGGACUGCUGAGGCUUGGCUGCACCUAUCCCUUGCCUGCAGGUAUUGGGAGCAUGCGAGGGAGAACGAAGAUCGUUGUCUACCUCUAUUUUCGAAGGUCACUGAUUUCCGAGCUGAGAUUGAUGCAUCCGGAGUUGGUUUCGGUUACGUCUGGAAAGAUAACUCUACGGGUCAGGUUCUCGCUUGUGCGGCUCGUAUACAGUCUCGGAGUAUGUUCAUUGCAUCGUGGCAUGUAAACAGGCGAGAGCUUUAUGCAAUCGCGUGGUGCCUACAGAGGUUAGAGGACUGUCUGAUCUUCUUCCCUGCCAUUCGGUCCUUAAAGUUGCUAUCCGACAGCGUGGUCGCCGUUCGUCAGUCAGAUGUGUGGACUGUGCCUUGGUGCAAGAGCGUUGAGCGCAAGGCCAUUCUGAGAUUACGCGGUGUGAUCUGUGACGCUGUUCAUGGCAUGGCUGUUCGCAAACCGCCGGUCGAGGUCACUACUGGUCACGUCGAGGGAUCGAUGAACAAGAUUGCCGACGCACUUUCACGCACCGCUGUCACCAAGAAGUUCUUGGAGGUCCCACUUUGGUCUGCCUCGGCUGACGAAGAAGUCCAGGUUGUAGACUGUCAUUAUGCGGUGGUUCAUUCGUGGCUACACGAUGGCAGUAGCGGAGCCUUAGCUCUGCCGAGUUAUAGGUCUUGGCUCAUGUUGAGAAAGGCUUUCCGAGGGUGGGGCGGUAGAGACACGGUCGGUGACGAGGAUGCGCCCUCUGCUCAGUGGAUGAUCCUACGCCAGUCCGAGGAUGCCUUCUGUCAAAGCAUUCUUGACCAAGCCGAUGACGACGGUUAUGUCACAUAA